Molecule: messenger RNA, 4588 nt
Organism: Sciurus carolinensis (gray squirrel)
Lineage: Eukaryota; Metazoa; Chordata; Mammalia; Rodentia; Sciuridae
Gene: Tmem87b
Product: transmembrane protein 87B
Exons: 19
Coding region: 216-1838 (540 amino acids)
Biological process (GO): retrograde transport, endosome to Golgi
Cellular component (GO): Golgi apparatus; membrane
Source: RefSeq, a predicted model, not a curated record
GUCCGCUCCGGCCGGCCUGAGCCCUCCUCCCCGCUCUUCCGAGCUGCCCCGGUCCUCGCGCUGGCCCGGCCUCGCUCCCCGGGCUCGCACCGCGCUUCCCCGCGUCCGGGCCCGACUUCCUCGCCGCGGGCCCACCCGCUGGGGGCGGAGCUGCGGCAGGUGCGGGCGCGGGGCGUGGCGUGCGUCCCGGGCGCCAGGUGCGCCCCCGCGCCAAGAUGGCCGCCCGCCGCCCUCCCGCCGCGGCCCCGCUGCUGCGCGCCGCCCUCUGCCUGCUGUGCUGCGCCCCGGCGGCCGUGCGCGCCGUCCCGGAGCUCGGGCUCUGGACCCAGACGGUCGACGACAAAUCAGGACCUUUGAUAUUUAGGAAAACUAUGUUUAAUUCCACUGAGAUCAAGUUUUCUGUUAAGUCGUUCAGGUGUCUCAAGCCCGUGAAGUUCACUGUAGAGUGGACCUUGAAGUACCACACCUGCCACAGCGAAUACCCUGAGCUGGAGGAGAUGUCCCAAAAACACGAACUGGAAGAAAACUUUUGUGCUUAUUUGAAGAACAUCAACUGCUGGACAACAAAAAAUGAAAACUUAGAUUGCAGCAGUGAUUUACAGGUGUUUCCUGCGUUGAAUAACAAAGAACUAACAGGUGUGAGAAAUGUUUCAAGUCAGGAAGGAUCAGUGGAUGUGGUGGCCAGAACACAGAGAGAUGGGUUUCACAUCUUUAUUGUUUCUAUUAAAGCGGAGAAAGCAGAUGCCAGCUGGAACUUGAACGUUUCUCUUUCAAUGAUGGGGCCUCAUGGAUAUAUCUCUGCAUCAGAUUGGCCUCUAAUGAUCUUUUACAUGGUGAUGUGUAUUGUUUAUAUAUUAUAUGGUAUACUCUGGCUGACAUGGUCUGCCUGUUACUGGAAAGAUAUAUUAAGAAUCCAGUUCUGGAUUGCAGCUGUGAUUUUCCUAGGAAUGCUGGAAAAAGCAGUUUUUUAUUCGGAAUACCAAAACAUCAACAGCACUGGACUGUCAACCCAAGGUUUAUUGAUAUUUGCGGAGUUGAUAUCUGCCAUUAAGAGGACGUUGGCCCGCCUCCUGGUGAUCAUUGUGAGCUUGGGUUAUGGUAUUGUGAAGCCUCGUCUAGGAACCGUCAUGCACCGGGUGAUCGGACUGGGCCUGCUUUACUUCAUCUUCGCUGCUGUCGAGGGCGUGAUGCGGGUCGUCGGGGCGAGUGAUUCUGACCUUGUCCUCCUGGCCAGCCUGCCUCUCUCCCUUCUCGACUCGGGCUUGUGCUGGUGGAUUUUUAUAAGUCUGGCACAAACGAUGAAGACCCUGAGGCUGAGGAAGAACACAGUGAAAUUCUCCUUAUACAGGCACUUUACAAACACGCUCAUAUUUGCUGUGCUGGCUUCUAUAGUGUUUAUGGUGUGGACAACCAAGACAUUUAGAAUUGCAAAAUGCCAGUCAGAUUGGAUGGAACUCUGGGUGGAUGAGGCAUUUUGGAGCUUCCUUUUCUCACUUAUCCUUAUUGUAAUAAUGUUUUUGUGGAGACCAUCAGCAAAUAAUCAGAGAUAUGCAUUCAUGCCCUUAAUAGAUGAUUCUGAUGAUGAAGUUGAAGAAUUCAUGGUAACAUCUGAAAAUUUAACUGAAGGAAUAAAAUUAAGAGCCUCAAAAACUGUUUCCAAUGGAACAGCUAAACCUGCUACUUCAGAUAAUUUUGAUGAAGAUUUGAAGUGGGUGGAAGAAAAUAUUCCCUCUUCAUUCACAGAUGUAGCACUUCCAGUGCUGGUGGAUUCAGAUGAGGAAAUUAUGACCAGAUCUGAAAUAGCUGAAAAAAUGUUCUCUUCAGAAAAGAUCAUGUGAUCAGAACAUGUGUAAAUAAAACACGUUGUCGGUAAAGGACUCUGAUAGAGGGGCGAAGAGCCUUGUUAUGGUGUGACUCAACAGGCGCUUGCCGUGCUGUCCUGGAAGUCAGUGUGUCAGAGUGAGGACCCGGGUGGUGGAGGGCUCCGCGUCCUUGCCGGGGGUGCGGGUGGCCUGGGUUUGGAAGGCACCUGAGAGAAGUGCUCGGUGAAGACGUGCGCGGCCGCCUGUUGGCGGCGGUGCCAGUCGUGUGGACUUGGUUCUCUUUCUCUUCUCUGGAAAGGAGGGUAAUUCCAGACAUCUUUAAAUUAGACGGACUCUCCUCCUGUUCUUUCUCCUCCCCUUCGGGGUAGAUAAUGUGAUUCUUCUGAAGCGUAGUCUAUCCCCAUCUUUUGGAUUUGUAAUUACUAGAUGCAGUGAUGAUUUUUUUUUUUACUUUCAUACUGCAGUGAUUUAAUGUUGGAAUAUAGGUGUGGUUUUAUGUCUCACUUUGCCUUUUUUUGGUCUGCACAGCGCCCUCAUUUGUAAAUAGCCCCCGUGAGCAUCAGAUCAUGGAGUUAGGUCUUCUCUGAGCUCAGGGGACACAAGUGCACAAAGAGAAAAGUCUUAAGAGUCACUUCCAAAGAUUCAUUCAGCCACUGCCCCCUCCUCGGCCACGGGUACAUGUACUGCUGCUGAAUCUGCUGGGGAGGUGGUGGACACCUGGCCGCAUGGGGCCCCCAAAGCACUUCCUGCCCAGCAGGCUGGGAGAUCCUCUGCUGCUGAGCCUUGUGGAAGCCAGCUCUGUCUCUCACGUAGUCUUGGCGUUCUCUGCUUCGUGAUAAGAUGCAUUAACUGCAGAGUGCGUCACUACUAGUCUUGUAAAGGAUUCAUGGACCUUCGGCCAUGUUUUCUGCUUAUUUUGUUGGGCUUGUUGUUGACGUGCGGGUUGGCAGCUUUUGUUUUCAGGUCUUUUUUUAAACUAGAGUGUUCUAACCUGACAGGCAGCUGAAUGUAGUGUGAUGAAACGUGCAAGUCCUACUGUCCGCGUGACCAAAGACCAGGGCUGGCCUGCGUGUGGGACGGUGUGGAAGGGUGGCGUCUUGCCUUCUCUCAAGGAGGUCUGGCCUUGGGAGCUGAGCGCGACUUCAGAGAAUCCGGUGGAGAAAACCUGAAAAUCUAACUCUUAAUACAACUUCUCAUUUUUUUUUUCACUGUGAAGCCACAGAACUUUUCCUUUUCCUUUCAGAAGCCUGCUUUCUGAACUGUUUCUUGUUUACACAUGUUGGAGGCGUUGGUAAGGGCUGUCUCAGGGAGCAGUGUCCCUGGAAAGGUGUUUGUGGUGGGACUGGAGGAGAGCGCUGCUGGAGAGGCAGGUGUCCCAGGCCGCUGCCCCGGCUCCUUCCUGAGGGGAGGGAGUGGAACCACUCCAGGUUCCAUUCCCUCCUGGAGUUGCUGCCCACUGAGUGUCCCCGCACGUGUGUCUGCCCUGGUGGGGUGCACUCCACGCUUGGCCCGGUUGGUUCAGACUGGAGGUGCCCGCGGUGCGCCGUGGGUCAACCCCAGCUCAGCAGGCGGCAGUGGAGAGUCCUGGGCUGGCAGCCAGGAGGCACUGUGAGCAGGGGGUGGGAGUCAGGCUGGUGACACUGGGGAACCGCCUCCGCUGGCCUCACUACUGUUCUGAAGGACACUUCUCCUGCUGGGAAGAAGAGCCUGCUGCGUAGUCGGCUGGGGUGAAGGCAGCCUCUGCGCUCGCCCCAGAAGGCAGGUGCCUUGGGCCAGCUGCUGCCGAAGGGCAUGCGCAAGUCUGUCCCUCCUGGCCACGGCGGUGUCCUCUGUACUCCUGGGAGGCAGGAGGGGCCGCCGGGCUCCUGGAGGCCGGCAGGAGCGUCCCUGGGCUGCACAGUUCCUCCCUCCUGGCUCCAGGCUAGAGAUUUACUUCCAGGAAGCCUUGGGCACUGUCCUGGUGAAAGGCGAGGUCUGAGGGCAAAGGCCCUUGGAUACGAUAAGUGAAAUGUGCCCAAGAGGAAAUUUGCAUGGUGUAGACUAAAUAUCCCCUUUAAAGGGUAGUCAGCUUAUUUCAAAAACUAAGGAAAAGUAGUUGAUCAUUUUAUGCCUAGAUAAUUUUCCUUACUUUGCUUGUAAAGAAAAUAAUUUUUCUAAUCUUUCAUAUCCUGUAGAGUACUGUCCCUUCUGUAUUACAGUACGUUAGAUUUGCACUACUGUAACGUCAGGACUGAAAGUACAACAAUGUACAUGUACGUUUGAUUUUGAUGUCUUCUUUUUGAAAGUGGCCUGGGCCUGCCACCCUGGCUGUAGCGACUAGUCGAGAGCUGGUAGGCUAGAUUGAGGUCUCUCCUUCCAGAACUUGGGUUUCAUGGCAACAGCAUGCAGUUAGCAAUACGCAGCACCACGCCUUACAAGACAGCAGCUGGACACGGUCAAAGUUCUGAACAUAUCAAUGUAUAUAAGUGACAAAACUAGAUUUUUAAGGAAGUGUGUGUUAUACCACAGGAACUUGAUACUGCAUUAAGAAACUUCUUUAGAACUAGGAAAGAGUUUUAUUCAUAUAUUUGGAGAGGAAGUUUGGGGUUUAAAAAGUUGUAUUUUUAUUUAAAAAACUUAAAUUAUUCUAUAACUUGAAAGACAUUUCUUUGAAUAUAGGAUAUAAUUUGAAAGUUUUGUUUGAAAUAAUGAUGUAUUUUUGUGCCUUAAUAUUGGUUCUUUUAAUAAAAUACUUUCUGAAGUUUUGGAUGAUUGAUUAUUUAUGA